GGAGUGAGUUGCUGAUUAACAGAGGAACGAGGCAACACUGAAUUCUACGAGGGCUCUCCUGUUCUCAUUCGCUUGCUCUCUGAAGCGCUUUCCUUGCUGUUAUUCAUUUCAGCAGAGUUUAGUAGACCUGUUGUAGUAGUGUAAUAUUAUCAGGGGCAUGCGCGUUGACGUUAAUGCUUGUCAUUCCUGAAGAGUGGACCUGUUGCUGUUGUUCAUCGUGGCUUGUUGUCACUUCCUUAGUUGGGAAAGAAACAAGAGCUGCGACAGGAACACUUUUGCCGACACAAAGACGGUAGCUCUAAAGAACCUGAAUAACGUGACUUGAGUUGAGGCGGAGAGAAAAGCACAGCACAGCACAGCACAGCUGAGGUAUGGCCGCCAUCCGGAAGAAGCUGGUGAUUGUGGGAGAUGGAGCGUGCGGGAAGACUUGUCUCCUCAUCGUCUUCAGUAAAGACCAGUUCCCAGAGGUGUAUGUGCCCACCGUCUUUGAGAACUACAUCGCUGACAUUGAAGUGGACAGCAAGCAGGUGGAGCUGGCGCUGUGGGAUACGGCAGGCCAAGAGGACUACGACAGGCUGAGGCCCCUCUCCUACCCCGACACAGACGUCAUCCUAAUGUGCUUCUCCAUUGACAGCCCCGACAGUUUAGAGAAUAUUCCGGAAAAGUGGACCCCUGAGGUGAAGCACUUCUGCCCCAACGUUCCCAUCAUCCUCGUGGGGAACAAGAAAGACCUGAGGAACGACGAGCACACGCGACGGGAGCUGGCGAAGAUGAAGCAGGAACCAGUGAAGCCCGAGGAGGGCCGUGACAUGGCCAACCGCAUCAGCGCCUUCGGCUACCUGGAGUGUUCGGCCAAGACCAAGGACGGCGUGCGGGACGUGUUUGAGAUGGCCACCAGGGCGGCGCUACAGGUGCGCAAACGCAAGAAGAGGGGUGGAUGCCUCCUGUUGUGAGGAGGGAGGAGGGGGGAAAAUGCAACCCCAUACCCUCUGCUCACCUCCCCAAGCCCCUUACAUAAUAUAUACCCUCCUCUCCACCACAUCCAUGCACCACCAACUGACCAAGAAGAAGUUUUAAAAAGAAAACAAGAAGAAGAAGAAGAAACGUAGGAGUGGUCUUUACCAAACUGCAUCUUUGUACUGUAUCUCACAUUUCACGCCAACCAGAGAAGGACCAUGAGCGCAAGUGCAAGAAAAAAAAAAGUAAAAAGUAAAAAUGUAUUUGUAAAAUAAAAAAAAAAGCAAGGCUAGAUUGGCCUGUAGCACAGAUUAGGUAUUGAAUUUUCCUCUUUUUUUGCCUUGAUUUCUUUCUCUCUGUCUGUCAGCACAAUGGGUCUUUGUGUUUUUAUGUUUGUUACUCGGUGUGCAGUAAGGAAAAGGUAGUUGGUGUGUCUUUAUGUCUGUACUCUGAUCUUUCCUCAUUGUCCUCGUGAAAUAUGGACUUUCCUUCCCACACAGGCCAAAGGACCUCUCCCACCAAUCACCAUCACGCGCUCAGCUGAUCUAAAAACAGCUCAACGUCAUGGAGUUCAGUUGUCGUCAUAUUAUUUCAAUCUCAAGAGUUAAUUAUUAGAAUCAGUGCCUUUUGUGUGCACAUGUUGAAGUAUCUUUUUUUUACUCAAGGAUAUCAGCCUUUUUUUCCCUCAUACUUUUGUUCACGAGUAGUUUAGCUGGGCUUUUUCCUUUUUUUUUCUUCUCCACACAAUAGUGCACUCGGUUGGUGCUGCGGACUGGGGCUCCGCUGGCUCGCCUGCCGAAAAAAGUCAAAUCAGAUCCGAUCUCAUCUCCAGGGUAAAAAAAAAGAAAAACAAAAAAUGUUCCGCUGUUCAGCACAGCCCCCCUCCGAUUCCUUUAUUCGUCUUUGAACUCUGACUGUUUAGCCCCUGGCUCAAAGUGAAGGCCAGGUUGAGGUCUAAUGUUCCCACAGUGAGGAAACCGAGAGCAGUUGGCAGAUAGAUGCAGAGACUGUGUGGAUGACUGAACUUUGCCUGAUUAGCCGUGCCCCGGUCCGAUGCUAGCCGCCUGCUUUCCGCCCCGCCAGUAACCCCUGUGCUGCUGAAGUGCAGUCAGGCAGGGCCUUGAGAGCCGCUCUUGUUCUCAAUCUCAGCCCCUGGCUUAAGUCACAUAAACUACUAUGCAGAGGGGCCAAAUGUCAGCCAUCGCCACUAAACAAGAGUUCAAGUGGCCUCGGAGAGUUCAACUCCUGUGUCACUGUAACUUCACAGGUUCUAAAGAAUGUCCAUAAUUUGGGUUCCAGAGCUGGAUGGGUGAGGUCAGGACUGGUGGGAGCCUGUCCCUUUGGCAUGGGAGCCUUUCUCAAGCCGCCACACACAUGGGCCUUCAAGGCUUGACGGCAGGUCAGCGAGAGCCGCAGGUAGUCAGGUGGUGGUUGCUCAGUGCCUUCCCGAUGUGAUUGACAGGUGACCUGUGUGCCUUCUGUUCCACAGUAGAGACGAGAGACUAUAGAUUCCUAGAUGCUAAAUUAGUACUCCGAUUAAAAUAGGUGCUCAGCAUGUUUGAAAAGUCAGUUGGAAGGGCAUUGCUGUGAAAGUGCAUGCUAUAUAUGAAGUGGCUUUGUAUUGGUUGAGAAUUCACUGAGAGGCAGGUUAUGACUAGAAGCUGAUGAAAAAAAUGUAACAUCUUCGUUUUGCUUUGGAUUCAAUUCCACAAAGUUGAUGAUUGGAUGCAGUUCGAUUCAGUUGAUCGGGAUCAAGAUUGGUAGAGCAAUCAGAGAACAGCCCUUCCCUUAGUGUACACUCUGCCAGUUCUGUCUAGUCACUGUUUCCAUGGUUCGUGUUUGCUCAAAGAUUUAUAACACUAACUACACAAGAAUAUUGCCCCAAGAUUAUACUUCCCAUAAUACAUUGCACGCAGUCAGCAGCAUGUAAUUGACCGCAACAGGUAUUUAGGUUGACCUUAGCUGUUGGUUGUGCUGUGCCGUGUCAUUUGUUGAUGAAUGUGUGCACACUGCAGCAGCAGGCGUGAUUGUAAUGAAUGGGGCCUCCAUAUCUGAUGAAUUGUCCUCCUGCAGCAGUGCGCUCUGUAAUUCACCGCAACCGUAGUGGUCUCUGGAUCAAACUAGGGCCUGAUCCGUCCCCUGGAUCUGACCGCUUCCAGAGCCAGCUAGCAUGUGAGGUCACUGCUCUAGGAUCAGCUAAUGUCUAUGUCUCUUACUCGUGUACUCAUCAAGUCUCCAUGAUAUUUCCUCAUAAAAAAGGCCAAAGGAAUGUGUGAGAGAGAAGUGGGAGAUCCCCUGUGUGUGAUUGAGACGUACAGUGCAGAUAGAAUAGAAGUCGUCUCUCUCUCUCUGUCUAUCCAGUACAUCCAGUUUCAUUCAGCCUUGAGCCCCUGGGGGGUUUCACCUCAUUGGUGUUGAGAGUGCAGGAAUUCUCUCGAGUGCACAAGUCUCCCGGAGUAAAGCGGAUGACAACUCACCAGGAACACUUCUCCUUUUGUUUUCUAUGCCCCCUAUCAGUCGGCAGUGAGGAGCGUUCCCAGGUCCCUGGAGCCAGGCUAAGAGUGUAUUAGAUUACAGUGUUGUUAAAGAAGAGGUGUGUUUGUGUGAACGUGUGAGAGGGAGAGCUCGUCACAUGAUCCCCUCUCACCAGUGGCAUGCGAUCUCUCCAAGAGAUGACGCUGAUUACCGGUAAAGAUGACUAAGGCGUGGGAGUGAGACUUUGUUCUGAGUGGUUGGUUGGCUGGCUGAGUUAGAUUGUCAUUUGUGGAUGCCCUCUGUGGGCUAGGUGAGGUCUGGAUGUACCACUGGUUGUUCUCAGCUCACUGGAAGCUCUUCAUUUGGCAGACUUCUGCCGCUAAAUAAAACUCAACUUCUUUAAUAUACUCAAGAAUGUCCACGUGGAUUGUGGUUUGAUAGUAUCAGAGAACAACAAAAUGCCAGUGUAAUUCAAUUAACUAUUUUUCUGUUGUUUUGUUUUUUUGCGAAUGGGGACUGUGGUUAAGAAGUUUGAACACCAUUUUAUUUUAUGGCAAGGCAUGAUGCGCAAUGUUUCACAGCUUAUUUUGCACGUACACACACACACACACACACACACACUUAAGUAAGAACCAUAUAACACUUCACCCCACAUUUACAACUUGCCAAGGAAUUCUGGGUAGUCAGAAGGGUUAAGUGAGGAGUAAGCACACAGGUGAACAGCACAACAAUGCCACAACAUGUAACCACACAGCAUUACGCCCUCGUACAGCAGAAAAGACCCCACUACAUAUCAGCUUAAAGCAGCGGCUACAUCCCAACUGCAUGGCCAUUGGUUAUUUUACUCUUCUCUAUGCUGGGGGUUUGAACUGGCCCCCCUCAUCAGAAAUGCACUAGCUAUAACCAGACCUGUAAAAUGUCAAUGUCCGCAUGAGCUCAACCUGGCCCUUCAAAGCCUCCAUCUCUACAAGGGGAACAAUUCCUGCUAAGUGUUUUUUGUGUUAUCUUCCUUUUUUUCUGGAAGUAUUAAAAGACAUAAUUAUCCAGAUUUAUACGAAAGCUCAUUGUUAUAAGGCUUUGUAAACAGAACUAGUGUUGUAGUGAAUGUUUUGAUUUAAGUGAAACCAACCAAUGUUAAUAAACUAUUUUUGAGAGAAGAAGAUUCAGCA
Sardina pilchardus (European sardine) is the source of this 4601-nucleotide messenger RNA. Its product is annotated as rho-related GTP-binding protein RhoA-D. The record is from RefSeq and is a predicted model, not a curated record. Bases 372 to 953 code for a protein of 193 amino acids. Gene Ontology annotation, molecular function: protein kinase binding; GTPase activity; GTP binding. Lineage: Eukaryota; Metazoa; Chordata; Actinopteri; Clupeiformes; Clupeidae. Gene Ontology annotation, cellular component: cleavage furrow; cytosol; dendritic spine. Gene Ontology annotation, biological process: Rho protein signal transduction; stress fiber assembly. The transcript has 5 exons.